This is a messenger RNA of Anopheles darlingi, 3233 nucleotides long. Its product is annotated as alanine aminotransferase 1. NCBI's taxonomy places the organism in Eukaryota, Metazoa, Arthropoda, Insecta, Diptera, Culicidae. The transcript has 5 exons. The record is from RefSeq and is a predicted model, not a curated record. Gene Ontology annotation, biological process: biosynthetic process. The coding region runs from base 213 to 1865 and encodes 550 amino acids. Gene Ontology annotation, molecular function: pyridoxal phosphate binding; L-alanine:2-oxoglutarate transaminase activity.
GUCAAUCGAAACAUACGCCGGAAUCACUGUUUAUAUGCUUCUCCUACGAGUUGCUUUGCAAAAACGGGAGAAACGAAGUGCGGCAGUAACUUUGCAGCAUACGUGAAAAAGGUUUAUGGUUUAGCGUUUGCUUCCGGUGAAUAUUCUGCUCGGCCAAUUCAUCCCGUCUUCUGAUUCGCCAAGUUCGCCGACAAAGGCCAGCAACCGCCAUCAUGACGUUCAGUUUCACGUUAGCGUUCUGUCAAGGGAGUGUGGCCGCCAGCCGGGGCAGCAUUUUGCUUCGACCCGGUAGUUUCAGCAUUGGACGAACGGCCUCAACCCUACGCCGAACGCAACCAAGUCGACUAGCACCAGCAAUAUCGGUAACACCGACUUCAAUCAAUCAGUGCAGCGCAAUGGCUACGACGGCCUGUUCCCAACAGCAGCAUCAGCGAUGUGUCUCCAUCGACAACAUCAAUCCGGCGAUCAAAACCAUGGAGUACGCAGUCCGCGGCCCGUUGGUUGCCCGCGCCGCUGUGAUUGAGAAGGAGUUGGAAGAGGGUGCCAGCAAACCAUUCAAGGAGGUGAUCCGCGCAAAUAUCGGCGACUGUCAUGCGAUGGGUCAGCCACCGAUUACCUUCAUUCGUCAGGUACUGGGGCUUGUAUCCUACCCACCGUUGUUCGACGACCCAAAUAUCCCAGCCGAUGCAAAGCAGCGCGCGCGUGGUAUCCUUGCUGGCUGCAAAGGAGGCUCGGUCGGCUCUUAUUCCGAUUCGGCUGGUAUUGAGGUGAUUCGACGACAUGUUGCUGAAUACAUCCAGCGUCGUGACGGUGGGAUAGAAGCCGAUUGGCAGAACGUGAUCCUUUCAGCAGGCGCAUCAGGUGGAAUCAAGGUAUUGAUGGCGUUGCUACGCUGCCCGAUUGAUGGAAAGAAGCCGGGAGUGUUGAUUCCAAUCCCGCAAUAUCCGCUGUACUCGGCGACGAUUGCCGAAUUCGACAUGGAACAGAUCGGCUAUUAUCUGGACGAAUCGAACAAAUGGGGCCUAGAUAUCGGGGAGCUCGAGCGUUCCCUUGUCGAGGGAAGAAAGGUGGCGGCCCCGCGCAUUCUGGUCGUGAUCAAUCCAGGUAAUCCUACCGGCCAGGUGCUUUCGCGGGACAACAUUGAGCAGAUCAUUAAGUUUGCGCAUCGCGAGCGGUUGGUUCUGUUCGCCGACGAGGUUUACCAGGAUAACGUUUAUGAAUCGGGCUCUAAGUUCCACUCGUUCAAAAAGGUGAUGAUGGAGAUGGGAGAGCCUUACAACAAGAUGGAGCUAUGCAGCUUCAUGUCCUGCUCAAAGGGGUACAUGGGCGAAUGCGGCAUCCGCGGCGGCUAUGCCGAAAUUGUGAACCUCUGCCCAGACGUACGCGCCAUGCUGCUGAAAUGCAUUUCGGCCCAGCUCUGCCCAACAACGGCUGGCCAAGCAGUGCUAGAUUGUGUGGUGAACCCCCCACAACCGGGAGAGCCAUCGUAUGAGCAGUUUACACGCGAAAAGCAGAAUGUACUCGAUUCGCUGCGAGAUCGUGCCGAACUUGUCGCUAACACCUUUAACUCGAUCGAAGGAUUCUCGUGUAAUCCGGUGCAAGGUGCGAUGUACGCAUUCCCUCAAAUUCGACUUCCUCCAAAGGCUCUGGAAGCAGCCAAAAAGGAUGGUAAACCGGCGGACACAUUUUACGCAUUCCGGUUGCUGGAGGAAACAGGUAUUUGUAUCGUGCCCGGAUCCGGGUUCGGUCAGCGUCCCGGUACGUAUCACUUCCGUACAACCAUCCUACCGCAGACGGAAAAACUGAAGGAGAUGCUGGGACUGUUCAAAACAUUCCACGAGAAGUUCCUCCAGAAGUACAAGUAAAAUGUGCCGAAAGGGGUAAAAGUGCCACGAGAUGUCAUAGAGUAGAGCAGAGAGCGUGUUAUGAUCGUUGUGUUAUGGGCUUAAAAAGCACUUCAUAUCUCAGCUUACGGUUGGCGGUCAGUAAUAGAUUUCGUGGAAGAACCUUCACUAACAGUACAGGCCAUAGCGGCGGUAAUUAAAGCAACAUUAGCAAGAUAUUUCCAAGGUAUUAUCCCUAUAGCAAAAAAAAAAGUCGUGUGCUGUUAGGUUUCCUUAUCUUACAGGACCUUGCUUGUGCAUUGACGAAGCUUGGUAUUGCUUAUUGCUUAUUGCUACCACCCGUAAUGAUAACAUCUGCUACUAUUAAUUUGCACAUAGCGAUGCCGGCCAUCGCACAUUGGAACUUCAUCAUUUUACAACAAAAAUCGAGCAUUUGUUGGAAGUUUGUGUUUAACCGCUGUACUCACAUUCACAUAAUUAAUCCAAUCAAAAGAAAAUUUUUGCGUUUCACUCUGCCAGCAUGCACAUAUCACUUGCGCUCGAUCUGUCUAUCUAUUUGUAUAGGUAGUUUCCUACUUCUUCGAUUGUAAUCUUAAAUUGGCAUAACACCGUAGAAUACAAACAAAAAGCAUCUAAAAUGCCCACAUGGAAAAUACAAUAGCACAAUACUUUUUCGAUUCCAGCAAUCACACCAAAUCAAAAUUCUAAAAAAAAGUUCCCAUUGAACUACAAAAUCCAAUCCAUAUAAUUCUAAUCAAAACUGAUCCAAUCCAAUGGCUAUCCAAUUGUUGUGUGACGUAAUCUGAAAAAAUGAAUAAGGUGUUGUACCAAUUUGUUGGUGUUUCUUCUUUAACUUGUUAAUUGGCAAGCAAUAACCGUAAAGAUAAGCUAACAUCAGACAGAAAAUUAUCAGUAGGUGUCCAUUACGGUGCUACAUACAAUUUGACAUCGAUCGAUUUGUCCUAAAGAACGUUAACCAGUUGUCAGUAGCAAAACGCGUAAAAAAGACAAUAAUUUUUUGACGAACGAUUUGGUCUUAGCUAUUUUAAAAACCUUACAAUUACGGCUGACGAUAUAAGAGACGGAAUCUCGUCAAAAAAUAAACGGGAUAUAAAAUAUUAGAUAUAAAAUUACUCAAUGGAUUACGAAAUUAAAAACGUCUUUUCCACUGCACUACUCCAUCACAUCACACGAAAAUGGCGUUCAAAACACACCCAACCCACUGCCAAUUACAACUGCUUGUUACAGCAAAGCGUAUAAUAGCAGCGUGUGUUUUAAUUUUGCUUGAAGUUUUUUUUUCCAUCUAUAUGUUCUAAUCAGCAAGUGUUCCUAGGACGAACAAUUGGCUGAAAAAAUAUUGGAAAAUAAAAAAUGUAUAUUUAGCUUGUA